Messenger RNA from Echinostoma caproni, 891 nucleotides. The record is from the annotation of a GenBank genome assembly. Lineage: Eukaryota; Metazoa; Platyhelminthes; Trematoda; Plagiorchiida; Echinostomatidae.
AUGCAAAUGAGAAACGGCGGCCCGAUCACAGAUGUCGCAGUUGACAGGACCGGAUUUCGGAUUGCCGCAGUCAGUGAUGUGAAUUGUGAACUCAACGUAUGGGACCUGCGUAACAGAAAUUGUCUGGCCCGAAUGCAAAACGUGCAUCGGUCAAUGCCUACUUCAUGUGAGUUCACACCUGAUAAUCGUUCCAUUAUCACCACUUCAACCGAUGGAUCGGUGAAAUCGAUUGAUUACGAAUGUGGGAGAGCUUUAAUCACAUUGAGAGACCAUAAACAUGCGGUUUCCUCAGCCUGUUUGACCACGGAUGGCAGAUUACUGGCGACCACAUCAUGGGAUCGGUCGAUCCUUUUGUAUGAUCUCCAAACUGGAGCCUAUCGCAACCAAGGUCCGACGGUUCUCACUGGAGCACACCAAGGAUCGAUAAGCUGUUCUAGUAUGAGCGCUGCAGGUGAUAUUCUGGUGACUGGUGGCCUAGAUAAACUGAUUAUCGUGUGGGAUCCGGAUAAAGGACAUCAUGUGUUGAGUUUAAAUGGUCAUAAAGACUGGGUGAAUACAGUGAAAAUAUCCACGGACGAAAGAGUCGUUCUUUCAGCGUCAAAAGACAAAACCAUUCGCCUAUGGGACGUGUUGAGUCGGGAGCGAAUGACAACUGGUACUAUGGUGGACACCCAUGCCAAAGUCAACAAAUCAAAGACGUCGCGGGCGCCACCGGUUCCUAUGGUGCGUGGCAGAUUGGAAUAUUCCGCUUUUGUUCCAUCACGAUUGCUGACUCCAAUGUUCUCGGUGAACUUCGGACUCGGUCCAACAAGCAAAGUUCGCUGUUUAGUGCAUCGCAAGUCUAAUUUGAUCCCACUGUUGGUCUACUACACCAUGUCGCGGUUCUCCUAG